AUGAUGACCACUCUUUUGUCCUCCUUACCUGGGCACCUGGUGAACCCCCAAGUCCCCCUGCCAUCAUCGUUGCUGCUUCUGCUGCUGAUACAACUGUUUAGUCAGUGCCCGGCUGCUCCCUCAGGGCCUGAGUCAGACACCUGCUCCACUCUGGUCCAGAGCCGAUUCUUCGGCCACUUCCUGUCCUCCUCCACUUUCCCCACGGCACCCUGCUCCUGGACCCUGCAGAACCCAGACCCGCGCCGCUACACCAUCUUUAUCAAGGUAACCAAACCUACCGCCACAACGGACUGCAUUCCCCGGCAGCUCCGCACAUUCCAGUUUGACUCGUUUCUGGAGACCACGCGCACCUACCUGGGGAUGGAGAGCUUCGACGAGGUGGUCAAGCUGUGUGAAUCUUCAUCCCCUGUGGCCUUUCUGGAGGCUGGGAAACAGUUCCUACAAAUGAGGAAAGGGCCGCCCCGGGCCGGCGUGACGGUCACCACCUCUAACCCUGGCGAAGAUGGGGAAUUUAAGACAGAGUACCUGGUGGUGGGGAAGCGUAACCCCAGCAUGGCAGCGUGUCAGAUGCUGUGCCAGUGGCUGGAGGACUGCCUGGCAUCCAGCACCUCUAACAGGCCCUGUGGUAUCAUGCAGACCCCCUGCCAGUGCUGGGAGCCCCCUCCUCCUCCACAGCUCAGCGAGGGGGAUGGAUGCUACAGGAACGGGUUCUAUCUGGAGAACUGCCUACCCAGCGCCAAUGAGAAGAGAUCUGGGCAUGGUAUUACCGGUGGCUGGAGUGUGUGGGCGGAGUGGGCGGAGUGCAGCAGUGACUGUGGUGGUGGUGUUCAGACCCGGAGCCGUACCUGUCAAUCUCCCCCAGAGGAGACAUACCUGUGUGAGGGAGUAGUGGAGGAGGGGAGGCCCUGUAACCCUCAGCCCUGCAGUGGCAAAGGCCGUCAUCUCACUCGCAGCCAAUCACUUCGCUCCGUGGACAGCCGCAAGCGCGAUGGCGGCGGUGGCGAGGUAGACAAGACACGAGGCGGUGGCGGCGGACAGCAGGCCCCACAGACAGUGGACCAGGCUGCGUCAGGUGAGGAGUGGUCGUCGUGGAGUGUGUGUUCGGCCACAUGCGGUGAGAGCUGGCAGAGCCGCACGCGUUUCUGUGUCUCCUCCUCCUACAGCACCCAGUGCAGCGGCCCGCUCCGAGAGCAGAGGCCCUGCAACAACUCUGCCGUCUGUCCAGUGCAUGGGACUUGGGAUGAGUGGUCGCCAUGGAGCUUGUGUUCGUCAACCUGCGGCCGUGGUUACCGGGAUCGCACACGCAGCUGCAAACCCCCUCAGUUUGGGGGAGACCCCUGUAUGGGGCCGGAGAAGCAGACCAAGUUCUGCAACAUCGCUGUCUGCCCAGGUGAGUCAGUUGAUGGGGUGUGGAAUGAGUGGGCUAAUUGGGGUUCAUGCUCUGCGUCCUGCUCCAACGGGACCAUGCAGCGGAUCAGGGAGUGUAACGGACCUUCGUACGGAGGAUCAGAGUGUCGCGGGGAGUGGAUAGAGACCAGAGACUGCUUCUUACGGGAGUGCCCAGUGGAGGGGAAGUGGCAUCCUUGGACGUCGUGGGUGGGCUGCACCAAGACAUGUGGUGGGGGGAGCCAACAGAGACAGAGGAUUUGCUAUGGGCCCUUCUUUGGGGGUGAAAAUUGUCCUGGAGAUCGAGAGGAGGUGCGACACUGCAAUGAGAAGCGGUGUCCAGAACCUCAUGAGAUCUGUGCAGAGGAGAACUUCUCCAACGUAGUGUGGAAAAUGACUCCAGCAGGGGACACAGCGGCCGUACGCUGCCCUCCCAAUGCCAAUGGGCUGAUCCUGAGGCGGUGCACUCUGGAUGAUGAGGGAAUAGCCUACUGGGAGAACCCCACUUAUAUGAAGUGUAUCUCCAAUGACUACCGCAGCAUCCAAACACUGACUAGGGAACACCUGUCCAAGGCCCAGCGGGGGCUUGUGGGGGAUGGAGUUUCAGAGGUGAUGACCAAGCUCAGGGUGACGUCCAGCGAUGGGACCAGCUACAGUGGAGACUUGCUGGCCAUAGUGGACGUACUGAAGAACAUGACAGAGAUCUUCAGAAGGGCUUACAACAGCCCCAGCAAUGCAGACAUGAGAAACUUUGUCCAGUCAGUCAGUAACCUGCUGAUGGAGGAGAACAGAGAGAGAUGGGAAGAAGCACAACUGUUGGGUCCUAACAUCAAGGAGCUGUUCCGGUUGGUGGAAGACUUUGUGGACGUCUACGGUCUUAGGAUGAAAGACUUCCAGGACAUGGUCGAGGUCACGGAUAACUUAGUUCUGUCCAUCCAUAAGCGUCCGGUGGCGGGUAAUGCAGACAUCAGCUUCCCUAUGAAGGGCUGGAAGGGGAUGAUGGACUGGGCCCGCAGCUCUGAGGACAGAGUUACUGUUUCCAAGAACAUCCUCUCCACAGGAAAGCCAGAUACAGAUGACUUGUCAGCGUUUGUCACCGGGAUCGUUCUCUACAGAAACCUGGGCAGCAUCCUAUCUCUACAGAGAAACAGCACCGUGCUCAACUCCAAGGUGGUGUCUGUGACCAUCAAGCCCACCCCAGGAUCCCUCUCUACCCCGGUGGAGGUCCAGUUCUCACACCUUUACAACGGCACCACAAACCAGACCUGCAUCUCCUGGGACGAGAGUGACAGGCCUACAAGCAAGAUCUCAUCGCUGCUUGGAUCGUGGUCUGCCAGGGGCUGCAGAGCCGUGCCUGUCGACUCAUUGAGAACCAAAUGCGUGUGUGACAGACUCUCUACCUUCGCCAUUUUAGCCCGGCUAAAUCCUGACAUGAACAUGGAUAAAAUGCAGCUUCCCUCUGUGACGCUGAUGGUGGGCUGUGGAGUCUCCUCUCUCACCUUGCUGCUCCUCAUCAUCAUCUAUGUGUCGGUCUGGAGGUACAUUCGCUCUGAGCGCUCCGUCAUCCUCAUCAACUUCUGCCUCUCCAUCAUCUCCUCCAACGCCCUCAUCCUCAUUGGUCAGACACAGACACAGAACAAGGUGAUCUGCACGCUGGUCGCUGCUUUCCUGCAUUUCUUCUUCCUGUCGUCGUUCUGUUGGGUUCUGACAGAGGCGUGGCAGUCGUACAUGGCCGUGACUGGCCGGCUGAGGAACCGCAUCAUCCGCAAGCGAUUCCUGUGUCUGGGCUGGGGUCUACCUGCUCUGGUUGUGGCAGUCUCUGUGGGUUUCACCAAAGCUAAGGGAUAUGGCACCGUCAACUACUGCUGGCUGUCUCUGGAAGGUGGUCUGCUUUAUGCGUUUGUGGGACCGGCUGCCGCUGUAGUUUUGGUUAACAUGGUUAUCGGGAUUCUCGUAUUUAACAAACUGGUGUCCAAAGACGGCAUUACUGAUAUGAAACUGAAGGAGAGGGCAGGGGCGUCGCUGUGGAGCUCCUGUGUGGUUCUGCCUCUCCUGGCCCUCACCUGGAUGUCUGCUGUCCUGGCCAUCACCGACCGACGCUCCUCCCUCUUCCAGAUCCUGUUCGCUGUGUUUGAUUCGCUGGAAGGCUUCGUCAUCGUCAUGGUGCAUUGCAUCCUGCGCAGAGAGGUUCAAGAGGCAGUGAAGUGUCGGGUAGUGGACCGCCAGGAGGACGGGAAUGGAGACUCAGGGGGAUCUUUCCAGAACGGACACGCUCAGCUUAUGACUGAUUUCGAGAAAGACGUCGACAUGGCUUGCAGAGGAGGUACUCUGAAGCGUUCCUCUCUCCAGGGUGAUGAGAAGCCAUCCUCCCAGCCCCUGACCCUUCAGAAGGGCUCUAACUUUAACACCAUGCCUGCCAGCAUGGCCAAAGUCCACCUCCAGAAUGUGGCAGACUACCCCAGUCAUACCCUCACCCUGCGCAGGGAGAAGGGUGGCGCCACCAAGGGCAUCAGCACCGAGCUGCCGGGAGCCAAGUCCAUCUACAUCUGUGACGGGGAGCUCUUUAAACAGCUGGACGGGGAGCUGUCUCCACGGGGGACAGGGGAGGCCGGGGGGCCUGAGGGCACAGGACCAGGGUACAUCAUCCUGCCUAACAACAACAACACUGGCACCCUGGGGCGGCCCGGAAAGGGCAGCAAGGAGGACACGACGGCCAAGUACAACAUCAGCAUCGAGCAGCAGAUGCCCCAGACCAGGCUCAUCCACCUGGCCAACUCGGCGGGGAUGGAGGGCGUCCCGGGUUUCGCGCUGAAGAGCCUGCCUGCGGACCUGGUCAGUGUCUCCUGCUCGGAGAGGGAGUCGCCCGUCCACAACAUGCAGAACGUCUCCGGAGAAUCCCACAUGACCAACAGCAUGUGUGAACAGGGUGAUUCUGGGAACUCUGGAAUGAUGUCCAUGAGCGAGACCGUGUCCACUCUCUCCAUGAGCUCGCUGGAGAGACGAAAAUCUCGCUAUGCGGAGCUGGACUUUGAGAAGAUCAUGCACACACGGAAGCGUCACCAGGACAUGUUCCAGGACCUGAACAGGAAGAUCCACAGUGCAGACCAGGACAGGGCGUCUCCGCCUGGCGAUGGGAAGGCAGGGAAGAGGUGGAGUGUGUCCUCAGCAGGCAGCGACAAGACCAUCAUGAGCGACAAGCAGCAGACACCCAGUAAGAGAGCCUGGGAGGGCAUCAGGAAGACCCAAUCUCCCCCGUCAUGGAUGAGGAAGGACCUGGAGCCCUUGGCGGCCUCUCCCCUGGAGCUGCAGAACGUGGAGUGGGAGAAGGCCAGCGCCACCAUCCCUCUGGUGGGACAGGAGAUCAUGGACCUGCAGACAGAGGUGUGAGACUGAGACAGAGAGACAGACGGAGAGAGAGCAGCCAACCCCGUCCCCCAGCCCAGCUCUCAGACAGACAGACAGACACCUUCCCUUCCCGCAGCUCCACGUCUCAAUCUCACUCUGAGAACCAACGACCAAACGAUCAAUGACCAACGAAACGGGCAGGGGUGAGAGAGAGAGAGAGAGCGAGAAGCUCCUUUAUGUUGGGACCCAACUAAGAGAGAGAGAAAAGGGGAAGACAUACAGAGAGAGAGAGAGAACAAUUGUCUGUUAAAUGGGGGGGAAAGAGAACAGGUUUGCAGUGCAUUUUGUUAUAUUUUCUUAUUGCUGCUGGAAUCAGUUUUUUGUUUACUAUGUCAGAAAGUCAUAUAUCCGGUCUGUUAUUAUCCACAUUAUUACUUCACUGGGCACAUGCUUGAGUCCCUCUCUCCUCCUGGUAGAUCUUUGUGGAUGGUUAGCCAGUUUGGCAGUUGGGUGGUGUAGGUAGUGUAGAUUAAAAGGACAGACUGCAACUGCCUAUGGACUCUUCACCAGCCUGCUAACAGAUCACCUGGACCAGCCACACAGUUCAUGUUCCAACCAAGCCUUUAGGCAAUGGACCUGGUCUGGACAAGACCUUCACCCAACAUACAGUACAUGUCCCAAACACGCCUAGGCAGUGGAGGAGGCAGACUGCUGGACCAUAACCAUGUGCCUCUCCAUGCCAACGAAUAGCCCCGUCCCCCCACCCUCCACUGCACUGUCAGACAGAGUCCACACCCCCUUGACAGGAAGGGAGCAGACCGAUGACAUCAGUCAGCCAAAAGGGUGGAAAACCCUUCCAUUGGUGGGUGCCAUAGUGACAUCAGCAUAGACCAACAAGGAUGAGAUAUCUCAUUUGCGGAUGCCCUUAAUGACACCACUGAAAGCCAAGAUGGCCAUAUAUCAUUGGUGGAAGCCUCUAUGACCUCAGCAGAAGCCAAGGAGACACUGUUUUGAUUGGUUGACUGAUUGCUUGAUGUACGAGCAGGCUUGGUACAUUUGUGGCAAAUUGAAUUCUGCUUGUUCGGCAAAUGCAGGUGGUAAAAAAUGAAGGAUACUCAUGUCACAAAGUAUAUAAAGAAUUAUGCUUAAUAUUGACAAGGAAAAUGAAUAAAUAUAAAAAUAUAUAUGAUAAAUACUGUAUAGGACAUUACAGAGGUUGUGACUCGGCAGUAUGGGGUACGGAUUAGUUGCACACAGAGAAAGCACAAGGCUCUUUUGGAGUCCUGUUGUACAGCAAUGUAAUUAUUUCAACAGAGUUCUACAGAAUGAAUUUUAGCCUAUAAAUAUCUUUCUUACUGUGCUUGGGGAUUAUUGUUCUCAUUAUUAUAAUUAUGACCAUGAUUAUUCAGAUUACAUCUGCGUCCGAAAUGGCACCCUAUUCCCUAUAUAGUGCACUGCUUUUGACCAGGUCAAAUGGCAGGAAUU
Molecule: messenger RNA, 6216 nt
Organism: Salvelinus namaycush (lake trout)
Lineage: Eukaryota; Metazoa; Chordata; Actinopteri; Salmoniformes; Salmonidae
Product: adhesion G protein-coupled receptor B1-like
Exons: 33
Coding region: 1-4773 (1590 amino acids)
Biological process (GO): negative regulation of angiogenesis; cell surface receptor signaling pathway; G protein-coupled receptor signaling pathway
Cellular component (GO): plasma membrane
Molecular function (GO): G protein-coupled receptor activity
Source: RefSeq, a predicted model, not a curated record